AUGUAUAUAAAGGAAGCAGAGAUUGCUGCACCGGUGUCGGUGGCUAGACCCGAAAAUCCCCGAAAAAGACCCGAAAAUCCCCGAAAAAGACCCGAAAAUCCCCGAAAGAGACCCGAAAAUCCCCGAAAAAGACUCGAAAAUCCCCGAAAAAGACCCGAAAGGACCUCGUCCCUGAGAGGCGGACGGAAACACCUGAAACCGUCGAAAAAAAAAGCAAAAUCCACCAAAACACCUGAAAUUCACCGAAAUAGACCCGAAAACCCCCGAAAAAGACCGGAAAAUCCCCGAAAAAGACCCGAAAAUCCCCGAAAAAGACUCAAAAUCCCCGAAAAAGACCCGAAAAUCCCCGAAAAAGACCGGAAAAUCCCCGAAAAAGACCCGAAGGACCUCGUCCCUGAGAGGCGGACGGAAACGUGGCGGCCGAACCGAGUGUCUCUUUAA
Penaeus monodon (black tiger shrimp) is the source of this 441-nucleotide messenger RNA. Its product is annotated as balbiani ring protein 6-like. The transcript has 3 exons. Bases 1 to 441 code for a protein of 146 amino acids. Lineage: Eukaryota; Metazoa; Arthropoda; Malacostraca; Decapoda; Penaeidae. The record is from RefSeq and is a predicted model, not a curated record.